AUGAUAGUUGGGGAGGAUGGUUUGAGGGAAUCGCUGGUGGGACAACCUUGCUAUAUGAGCCCUCCCGAUAACGGGGUCCGCGAUUGUCCAGAACUCUUUUACGUUGACAUGGUCCCAAGCCUGAGUCGAAUGACCAGAACCAGAGGCGGGGGCAUCAGACAGCAGAGAAGAAGACCAAACAUCAGACGACGAAAGAAGGGAGCGGCUCUCGGUAUAUUCUUAAUCCCUUGUCGUCCAAAAUACACGAAUACUGUCAAACGUAGUCCCGCAGUUCUGCACACACACCCACGGAUGCUGCAUCACCCAGACUCGUCACGGCGUUGGCUGCGGAAAGUUACAGACAGGCUGCUUUCGGCAAACACUCUAUUAUUCUCAAAAAAUGAUCAGCCACUUUCCCAUGUUCGACUUCGUGAUAGUGCAGCAAUUGCGUUUUUAUAAGACAUACCUGGUUCCCGAAGGCAAUUAAAGAAGGGGAAGGAACUUUUAGGAGGCCUUGUUUCCUCGCAUCUCGGGUAGUCGUCACCACUUUAUCGUGUUGAAGCAUCGAUAAUGGCCGAAAUUUUCGAUUUCACGGAGAGAUGACUACAUGCGAACUUCAUAUCAAUGACGAAAGGACGCGCAAGAUGCCUAUUUACUCACAUAAAAAUUUGAGUGAAUGGCGGUAACCCGGGGCGGAAAGAAAGUGAGCAAAUCGGACCGCUUCAAAAGGAAUAGGGGAGCGUGACGCAUCGUGUUCCAUGCCAAGAUGGGCCGGCAGAUGCUAUCUUACACGAACUCCCCGUGUUCGUGCAUACCGGUACGCUUACUAGCUGACCUGGUGGAUCAAUCGAAAAGAACAGACCUCAGCUCGUGGUUGGAAGGAGCAAGAGGUGACGGCAGAUAUGUUUACUCUCUGAUCCCGCUUGUUUGGCCCAAAUUCCCUGUCUCGGGCGCAGGAUCCUAUCCCGUGCCUUGUUCGAAUCAUCGUCCACCUGUGCCAUAGUAUGUGCUGGAUCUGCUAGUGCGGGGGCCCGCGACAUCACAUACAUACAGGUAUUGUUUCUCAUUCGGCCUAGGUGGAUAAUUAAUC
Molecule: messenger RNA, 1069 nt
Organism: Tuber melanosporum (Perigord truffle)
Lineage: Eukaryota; Fungi; Ascomycota; Pezizomycetes; Pezizales; Tuberaceae
Exons: 2
Coding region: 1-438 (145 amino acids)
Source: RefSeq, a predicted model, not a curated record